AUGUGGAAUUUUCGGAUCUUUUCAUUUACAUUCACAUGCAAUCCAAAUUGGCAAAAAAUUAAAAGAUUGUUUGAUCCUCUAAAUUUGAAUCUACAAGAUAGACCUGAUAUCAUUGCUAGAAUUUCUAAAAUGAAGUUUGAUAAUCUUCUAGCGGACAUGACCAAAAAAGGUGUUUUAGGCAAAGUUCUCGCAUAUAUGUACACAAUUGAGUUCCAAAAGAUUGAUUUGUCACAUGCACACAUUCUUAUUUUCUUGCAUCCAUCAAAUAAACAUCCCGCUCUUGAAGACAUAGACAAAAUGAUAUAUGCUGAAGUUCCAUAUCCUUUGAAACAACCAAAAUUGUAUAAUCUAGUGAAAAAUCACAUGGUCCAUGGACCUUGUGGGUUAGCAAAUCCAAAAUCCCCUUGCAUGAAGGAUGGUAAGUGUUCCAAGUACUAUCCUAAGAAGUUUCAACAUGUCACAGUUGUUGAUCAAGAUGGAUAUCCAAUUUAUAUAAGGAGAGAUCAAGGUAAUGCAAUUGAGAAAAAUAGAGUCACGCUACAUCGCGGUCAUGGUGUACCACACAACCCAAGUUUACUGAUGAAAUAUGAGACACACAUUAAUAUGGAGUGGUGCAAUCCAAGUACUUCAAUUAAAUAUAUAUUUAAGUAUAUCAACAAGGGUUCUGAUAGGAUCUCACAUGUUAUUGCUCAAAAUAACACUGGAACUGAUGGAAAUAUUGAUGAAAUCAAACAGUACCUUGAUUAUUGA
This is a messenger RNA of Lathyrus sativus (Indian pea), 750 nucleotides long. Lineage: Eukaryota; Viridiplantae; Streptophyta; Magnoliopsida; Fabales; Fabaceae. The record is from the annotation of a GenBank genome assembly.